Molecule: messenger RNA, 4201 nt
Organism: Cylas formicarius (sweet potato weevil)
Lineage: Eukaryota; Metazoa; Arthropoda; Insecta; Coleoptera; Brentidae
Product: tonsoku-like protein
Exons: 13
Coding region: 86-4159 (1357 amino acids)
Molecular function (GO): protein binding
Source: RefSeq, a predicted model, not a curated record
UUCAUGCAGCACACAUUCUAACCCAGUUUUAUUAUUCAGGCGCCAAAUUUAUAACAAAAUAUUUUAACGCAAACUUAAAUUUUAAAUGGAAGAACAAAAGCUUCUAAAGAAGAAAAAAAAAGCUGUGGGUAACAACUCCAGCUUGGUAUCUGCCUGUACAGAUUUAGCGGAGUACUAUGCGUCCCACGGCAAAUAUUCGAAGGCAAUAAGAGAAUUCGAAAUUGUGGCUAAUAUUUAUAAAGGGGAGAAUAAGUUAAUACCAUAUGCACAGGCCCACAGAGGUAUUGGAGAGGCUUAUAUGGGGCUAAACCAGUUUGAAAAUGCCUUGAAACACUUUAAAAUAUAUUACGAUGUUGCCAAUAGUACAAAUGUUGUUUUGGAGCAGCAAAGAGCCUUGGCUCAAACUGGUCACUUGUAUUUAACUUGGUUUUUGGAAACUAUAACUGAAAAUAAUAGAUCACUGCUGGAAGAUGCCUAUUGUUAUUUUAUGAAAAGUAUGAAAAAGUGUGAUAGUUUGAAUGACAAUUUAGAAAAGCAAGAUAUGUUGGCAAGAUUGUUCUCUAAUUUGGGAAUUGUUAAAGAACAUUUGGGAGAGUAUGAGAUUGCUAAGAGUUUGUAUGAAAGAAGCAUUAAACUGUGUCUCAAACAUGAUUUAUAUGACCAGUUAUACAGAGGUUAUAUGGCCAUGGCUUCUUUAUUGGAAAAACAAUCUUCAUACCAAGAAACAAUUAAGAAUUAUAAUUUAGCUGAAGAAUGUGCCAAGAAACUGGGUGAAAAAAGUGUGGAGUUUCUUUGCGCAGCGAUGCUCGCCAAGUCAGAAGUUUUUAUCAAAUUGGCAGACUUUAACGGAGCUAAGCAAGUGUUGCGAAGAGCGUAUAAUUUAAAAACGCCGAGUCAGCAGGAACGAAAGGUCAUUGAGCAUCAUUUAAGGGUGGUCGCCGCAUUGUGUUAUACCGAGGACCAGGUUAUAAUGUGCAGCGACGAUAACCAGUUGAAAGUAUUGUACGAGAAAUUGGGCGACGGGGCGUGCGAUCUGAAAAAUUUCUCGAAAGCUAUAGAGUAUUAUAAAAAAAUGUUGGAAGUGGCACAGAGGAGCGGAGCGAGCAACAAAGAACUGGGAGAGUGUUACUUUAGUUUGGGCGAGACUUUUAAAGAUAACGAGCAGUACAGGGAAGCCGAGUUUUACUACGAAAAGGAAUAUAGGCUAUGCGAGGAUAAUUUAAAAGAUAGUUUAAACACUCUUAGUAAAAUAGCAGAUUUGAAAGAGCUUGCGGGCGAUAGAGUUGGCGAAGUGAAGAAAGUGUACGAAAGAGCUUUGGGCAAUUGUAAAAGUAAGGGCAGUUUGGUGGAAGAGAAACGGAUGUUGGUUAGGUACGUGGAUUAUUUGCGAAGAUUCGAUUGCCAUGUGGACGCUUUUAAAUUGGAAACACGCCUCAGCGAACUGAGAGAGAUAGAGGGGGGCAAAGAGGAGACGUCGUCUUCCGAUAACGAGAGCGAAGAUUCGGAACUGAAAGCGCAUGUCGGGGAGGACAUUGUGCUUAGCGAUAUUACAGAUGUGUCCGGCGACGAUUCGGACAACGAUCAAUCCACCAAACCCACAACCAACAGGCAAAUGAACAAACGACGUAGGGCGAAUGUAAAAUUCAAAAAGAAUCUCAACGGUGAAUGGCCCUUGCACGUCGCUUGCAUUCAAGGAAACUUAAAACGGGUACAGUACUGGCUGGACGUGGACCACCCCGUCAACGUUAGAGACAACGCGGGGUGGUUGCCGCUGCACGAGGCGGCGGUCCAUGGCCACCUGGAUAUAGUUAGGUUGUUGUUGGACCACAAGGCGGCCAUAAACGAUCGCGGCGGCGCCGAAUGCAACGGUAUCACUCCGUUGCUCGACGCGGCCAGCAACGGUCACUUGGAGGUGGUCGAGCUGUUGCUCGAUCGGGGGGCGUCGGCGGUAGCAAAGACCGACGACGGAAGUACCGCGUUGAACGAAUUACAAAAAUGGCGGGAAAGAGCUAGCUCCGAGUUGAACGACGAGGAAAAGACGUCGUUUAACAAAGUGGCGAAGCGACUGAGCGACGCGCUGGAUAAGGUUGGGGAGAAGUGUGACGAUUUCAAGGUUAAGAAUCGUGCGCAGGACAAGGAGAACGUUUGUUUGGGGAAUCUGAGGAGGCGGUUAGAUACUUCCGGUGAUGAGGUUGUGCACCAAGACGACGAGCCGCCACACAGUUUGGCGGAUGAGUACCAGCAGGUGAUGAAAACUCUGCGUCAUAAAAGCUAUGGCAAACCGACGGGGAAGGGAUCACCUGCGAAAAAAAAGGUGGGCCUCCUGGACGCGGAGGAAGAUCUGUCAGACGAUUGGUUGGAGGACGACACGAAACCGACGAGGUCGAAGAAACGGAGACUGGACGACGCCGAAAAGGUGUGGAGGAGAGAGAGGUCGUCUGGCAGCGUGAGGUCGGCAGGAUCGCAGUCGAGAUCUGCGCAGUUGGUUAGACAUACGUCGUACGGUAGCUGUUCGAUGUCGCCGGCUAAAUCUAUCCUCGACGGCCCUUUCGAAGUCGAAGACACAUCCGAUAACUUUUUCAUCGCGGACGCAGAUGUUCAGCCUGUCGCCUACGUCGAUCCCACCGAACGUCGAAGAUCGAACGAGAGCAAAAGGCGCACUCAAACCUCUCUCCUCGAAUCCGGUUUCAGCAAAAGCCGCGUCAGCAUCUCACCGUCGUCCAAUCCGAGCUCGCAGAGAUCCAGCAGUUUCGAUCGCAGUCAGCAGAGGAAGUUGACCAGUUUCGGUCAUACCAGGAUCGUCGUGGAGGCGGACUCUACGACAUCGAGAACGCCUACGAAGGCGAGAGAAGGGGCGGAUCUCACGCUAUUCGUGGACGUGGAGAUCGAGCGAAGGUUGUUUAGGGUGCCGGUACUCUUCUCCCAGGUCCAAAGCAGGACAAUAAGGUGGUUGGCGGAGGAGGCCGCCCAAAGAUACGCAAGCAAGGAGUUCAUGAAGCCUUCGCUGGAACUGGAAACCGUCAACGGCGCCAUCUUGGCGGACGACGAUAUGCUCGGUCUGUUGUUUCCGAUGGGGAACGUACAAGCCGAGAAGGUAGUCGCCAGGGUAGUAGACUGGACGCUACCUUCGCUCGCGCAGAGGUACAAGGAAAGCUGCGCGCACAUGGGGGCCGACAUCGAUGAAGACGUGUGCGAGCUCUUGGAUCGCGUGUCCAUCGGCCUCGACCUCUCUGACAGAGGCCUGACGAGCAAAAACGUAACGCCGUUGGUGAAAGCGCUCAGCCACCAGAGCACGUUGGCGGCCUUGAACCUCAGCGGUAACUUUAUCGACAUGCAAGCCACGAGGGCGCUCUGCGCGAGCCUCGUAACUCUGCGCAGUCUCCGCGUGUUGAAUCUAAGCUGCGCGGGCAUCCGCAGCGCCGAAGUUUCGAUCCUGCGCCGCUGCGUGUGCGAAAACGAUUUUCCAAACCUUUCCGAGUUAGAGUUGAGCGAUAACCCGCUAGGGAGCGAUAGCGUCGAACACUUGGCCGCGAUUUCGACGCGAUUGAAGUUGAGCGCGUUGAACGUCAGCAAUGCCGGCUUGGGCGCGACGCCGACCGACGCCGAGUUCGAUUUAAAACUUUUGCGGCGGUUAGACGUGAGCAAUAACGAAUUGGGCGUCGACGAUAUCAAGAAACUCGUAUCAGCGUGCGAUCCGAGCCGAUUGACGAGGUUAGACGUGUCGAAUAACAGGGCCGCAGGGGUGCUUAGGGGUAUAGUCGAAAGCUUUGCGCCUGCGAAGGUCGUCGCUUUGGAACGGGUGAAUCUAAACAGGUGCGGGGUCACCGAUUCGGAUCUGUUCGGGCUGUUACGGCUGGCACCGAGGUUAACCGAUGUAGAUCUUUUGUACAACUCCGACCUAACUUCAAUUUCGUUGCGGAGACUUCUAGAACGCGGAGCGAUGAAACGGAUAAAUUUGAUCGGUUGCGCGGGGGUGUGGAAGUAUUUCGAAGAUGCGGCCGAUUGGAGCAUAGGCUUCGGCACGGGGGGCGGGGAUAAGAUGCUCAAAAUGUCAGCCGAAGGAGGCGAGCGGCGCGACGCGUUGGUGAGGGUCAUCACUGAGAAGUGCCCGCGUUGCGUGGUCGAAAUAUCCGCCUGUUCUUUGUGUCUGAAGAUGUGAAUUGUAUUUUUUAUUCUUGUUUAGGUCUGUUUUUAAAAUAAG